This is a messenger RNA of Cervus elaphus (red deer), 1769 nucleotides long. It is a transcript of the gene APTX, whose product is annotated as aprataxin. Gene Ontology annotation, molecular function: single-strand break-containing DNA binding; single-stranded DNA binding; protein binding. The coding region runs from base 569 to 1462 and encodes 297 amino acids. Gene Ontology annotation, biological process: double-strand break repair; single strand break repair. The transcript is spliced from 8 exons. The record is from RefSeq and is a predicted model, not a curated record. Gene Ontology annotation, cellular component: nucleus. NCBI's taxonomy places the organism in Eukaryota, Metazoa, Chordata, Mammalia, Artiodactyla, Cervidae.
GCAGCGCCGGAAGUGGAGGAGUAACGUGAGCUUCUCGGCCUCAGCCGUCUGGAGGUAAGGCGGUUGUCGGCCUACCUCGUCUGCCUGCCGUGUCGAGAGCCGUGAGUGUGGGCCUCAGUCGAGUCCGCUGCUACCCCAGAGUAAUGUUCCCUGAAUAACACUCUCACGGCUCUUUCCCGGCAGCCUAGCAGGCGUUGCUCCACCCUCGGGCUCUAAGGCCCUGGGCUUCCCAUUUCCCUCCUGCGGUGUUUCGGCGGCUGGCGGCGCUUUUGUUGGUCUUCACUGCACUUCGCGUUGGUUCGCCUGUGCGCCUGACACCUGAACCUAGCUUAUUCGGAACACAAGCAGAAGAAAGAUUAGAGAGUGGGUACUGUCUGACCCAAGGAGGCUUCGCAGCCUGUCAGCAGGGACUUUGUUUUCUCCAGAAACGCUCCUUGAGAGGAACUUGAGGGCCCUUCACAGCAUCCACAGCUGGCCUUGUAGGAAGACCAGAAGAAUCAAGCCUUUUCUCGUGCAGACCAGUGUUAGCGGUUCAACAAAGCAAGGCUAUAAUUUCCAUGUGGAAUUAAUGUGGUCCAGAGUAAUGACGCGGGUGUGCUGGCUGGUGAGACAGGACAACCGGCACCAGCGAAUCAAACUCCCACAUUUGGAAGCUGUCAUGGUUGGGCGCAGCCCAGAGACCAAGAUCACCGACAAGAAGUGUUCUCGACAGCAAGUACAGUUGAAAGCAGAGUGUAACAAAGGCUAUGUCAAGGUAAAGCAGGUAGGGGUCAAUCCCACCAGUAUUGACUCAGCCAUAAUUGGGAAGGACCAGGAGGUGAAGCUGCAGCCUGGCCAGGUCCUCUACCUGGUGAAUGAACUUUAUCCGUAUAUUAUAGAGUUUGAGGAAGAGACAAAGAGCCCUGGCCUGGAGACUCACAGGAAGAGAAGGAGGUCAGGCAGUAGCGAUCCUGCAGAAAGGCGUGCUGCCCCGGAAGCUGAGCCCCGCCCAGGACUGGAACCUGGGAGCAGCCCUCGCCAGUGCUGUAUGCCUCCAAAGAAGGAGAAGGAUGCCUCCACCAGAAAGGAAUCCUUGGGCCACUGGAGUCAAGGCUUGAAGAUUUCUAUGGAGGACCCUAAAAUGCAGGUUUACAAAGAUGAACAGGUGGUGGUGAUAAAGGAUAAAUACCCCAAGGCUCGCUACCACUGGCUGGUCUUACCUUGGGCCUCCAUUCCCAGUCUGAAGGCUGUGACCAGAGAACAUCUUGAGCUCCUCAGACACAUGCACACUGUCGGGGAAAAAGUGAUUGCUGACUUCGCUGGGUCCAGCAAACUCCGCUUCCGUUUGGGCUACCACGCCAUUCCCAGCAUGAGCCAUGUACAUCUCCAUGUGAUCAGCCAGGAUUUUGAUUCUCCUUGCCUUAAAAACAAAAAACACUGGAAUUCUUUCAAUACUGAAUACUUCCUUGAAUCACAAGAGUAGCUGGACUCUGAACAUUUUUCCCUUGCAGCUGUGGUUGAGAUGGUGCAAGAGGCUGGCAGAGUGACCGUCCGAGAUGGGAUGCCCGAACUCCUGAAGCUGCCCCUCCGUUGUCACGAGUGCCGGCAGCUGCUGCCUUCCAUCCCUCAGCUGAAGGAGCACCUCAGGAAGCACUGGUCCAAGUGAUUCUGCGGAGCCUGACCUUCUGUAGCACGUGUGCCUGAUUGUUGAGAGCAGAUUCCUGGCACCUGUCCUGGAUUGCAUGUGAACUUUCAUUUCUUGAAUUAAAACAUGCAUUUUUUCUUUUUUU